Geodia barretti is the source of this 488-nucleotide messenger RNA. The record is from the annotation of a GenBank genome assembly. Lineage: Eukaryota; Metazoa; Porifera; Demospongiae; Tetractinellida; Geodiidae.
UGUCUCCUUACUACAGUCCAGAGUAGAGAGAGGGUGAGGGUCCCAUACUCCACUACUGGUACACUGAGUAGUGUACACAUCAGUGGGACCAUCUCUACACUGAUAGGUAGCAGUACUGCCCACUGCAGUGGAGCUCAUGUUGAAUAUCAUGGUAUCCGUAGAAUUCAGUGUUGGACAGUCAACUAUAAAGUGCAAAUAAGGACAACACUAUUCGAACUAAAACUUACUUGGCAGAGUUAUCUUAAUAUCGACAGUGGAGAUCAUAGUAGCGGUGGAGCGAGGGAGAGUAGCUACACAGGUGUAUAUCCCAGUCAUAUUCCUGGUGGUAGUCACUAUAUCAAGUUCCCCACUCUCACUGACCAUCUUCCCAUCAGGAGAGAUCCAUUGUAAAGUUGGUUGAGGAUCUGAGUUUGACCCAUCACACAAUAGAUGUAGUGGACGUCCUUCAGUAACCGCUGUUUCCCCCAUAAUGGAUGGGGGGUUGAAAA